Molecule: messenger RNA, 1983 nt
Organism: Stomoxys calcitrans (stable fly)
Lineage: Eukaryota; Metazoa; Arthropoda; Insecta; Diptera; Muscidae
Gene: r-l
Product: uridine 5'-monophosphate synthase
Exons: 3
Coding region: 182-1654 (490 amino acids)
Biological process (GO): 'de novo' pyrimidine nucleobase biosynthetic process; 'de novo' UMP biosynthetic process
Molecular function (GO): orotidine-5'-phosphate decarboxylase activity; orotate phosphoribosyltransferase activity
Source: RefSeq, a predicted model, not a curated record
CUACUCUGCCCGGCUGAGUCGACAGUUUAAUAACAAAAUACGCUGCUUGUGGGGCUAUUUCAUUCACUUACUGACUUUAACAAGAUAAACGGUGGCAAUUCGAUUAAUUAACGAAUAAUAAGGCGACGCGCAAUAACAUAUAUUAUUCUGUAAUUAGAAUUCUUUGAAACUCCGAACUGAAAUGUUGGCCAAAACUACUGAAACUAUGAAGGCGCUGGCGCUUAAAUUAUUUGAAAUAAAUGCCUUUAAAUUUGGCGAUUUUAAAAUGAAAGUCGGCAUAAAUUCUCCCGUAUAUUUUGAUCUCCGUGUUAUUGUCAGCUAUCCGGAAGUUAUGCAAACUGUUUCCAAUCUCAUACAAGACUACAUUAAGGAGAACAAUUUGUCAGCCAAGCAUGUUUGCGGAGUGCCAUAUACUGCCCUUCCAUUGGCCACCAUAGUUUCUGUUCAACAGAACAUUCCCAUGUUAGUUAGACGCAAAGAGGCCAAAUCGUAUGGCACCAAGAAAUUGAUCGAAGGCAUUUACAGUGCAGGAGACACGUGUCUUAUUAUCGAAGAUGUUGUAACAUCAGGUUCAAGUAUUUUAGAUACAGUUAAAGAUCUAAAACGUGAAGGCAUUGUUAUCACCGACGCUGUUGUAGUAGUGGAUCGUGAGCAAGGGGGUGCCGUAAAUGUACUAAAGCACGGGGUACGCAUGCAUUCAUUAUUCACGUUGUCAUUCUUGAUGAAUACACUGUUGGAGGCGGGAAAAAUUCAACGUGAAACAGUAGAAUCAGUGGCCAAGUACAUAGCCGAUGUACAGAUAGACAGCGAUGGUAAUUUUUUGGGCAAUAAGAAAGAAGUUGUAAAUGAUUUCAAACGUUCAAAAUUGUCUUACGAGAAUCGUGCCAAUUUGGCCAAAUGUGAUUUGUCAAAAACCCUUUUCAAUUUGAUGGCUGCCAAGAAAACUAAUCUUUGUUUGGCUGCCGAUACCACCAAGUGCCAUGAGGUCUUAGAGGCUGCAGAUAAGUGCGGGCCCUACAUAUGCUUGCUGAAGACCCAUAUUGAUAUCUUGGAAGAUUUCAAUGAACAAUUCAUUCAAGAUCUUCAGGCUUUGGCCAAGAGGCAUAAUUUCCUUUUAAUGGAAGACCGCAAAUUUGCCGACAUAGGCAAUACUGUUUCCCUGCAAUAUGCCAAGGGUUUGUACAAAAUCUCUACCUGGGCUGAUUUGGUCACAGCUCAUACUCUAUCCGGCCGCAGUAUUAUACAGGGCUUAAAAGCCGGCCUGAGUGAUGGCGGUGCUUCGAAAACUCGUGGGGUCUUUUUGUUGGGCGAAAUGUCAGCCACUGGCAAUUUGAUAGAUGACAACUAUAAGGAGGCAUCGGCUAAAAUUGCCACCGAAGGCGCUGAUGUGGAUUUUGUAGCCGGCAUGGUUUGUCAAACUUCAAAUUGCUUUGCAUUUCCCGGCCUAAUACAGCUAACGCCAGGUGUUAAAAUAGACGAAUCCACGGAUACCUUGGGACAACAGUACAAUACUCCAGAAUAUGUGGUCAAAGAGAAUGCUGCCGAUAUAGCUGUGGUCGGUCGUGGCAUUAUGCAGGCAAAGAGUAUGGAUAAGGCUGCAGCCUUGUAUCGUGAUCGCCUAUGGGCAGCCUAUACUGAUCGUUUAGCCAAAUGAAUCAAAAGCACAAAAGAAUAACAUUUCCAAAUUUCCCUUAAAACCGCAUUUAUUGUGAAUUUACAAGUCAAACAAAAAUCUGUAACCUUUAAGCUCGUAUGUAUGUAUGUAUUGACAUACAUAUGUACAUAUUUCCAUAUUAUCGAAUUUCUGUAAUAAUCAAACAAAAGACGCACAUAACAAAAGAAACAUAUGAUAAGCAUCUAGUGCAUGCUAGGAUUUAUAUAACAAAAAUUUUUUAAAUUAAGUGUUAUCUGCAUACCUUAAACAUUCAUUUAAUGAAAUUACUAAAAUAAAAUAAAAAACAUUCGAAACGCAUAUUAAAGUCA